CAGCAUCCCAAGAUGGCCAUCUGCAUUUGACAAACCAUCCAUUGGCUGGGAGUCUGAUCAUCGUGACUUGCCGUCAGGAUGAGUGGGUGACAUUUACGGGUGGAAGACAAGAAGAGAAAAUGGCCCCGAUGAGUGCGCGCUUUUGUUGAAGCGAGCACGUGACCUGUCGAGAUCUGUUUGUUUGGUUUGUGUAGUUUGUGUUAUUUGUGGGUUUGCCUCAUUGAUAUGGCUCCCCUCCUGACAUCAUCUCCCAUCGUGCUAAUAUGGCAAUCUCACAGCUGAGUGCUGAGUUCGGCUCUGGUAUCGGGACGGGCCGCCUGUGGGACAUGCUUAUGGAUGUUGUAGAGUAUGUAGGUAUACGGUGGGAGGAGAUACAAGAGGUCUACAAACCGGUAUACCAUGGUAAGUGCUCUCAUUCUGCCGACGGUGCCCGCUCAUAAAUGGACUAUACAGUGCCAAUAGCAAUACUGUUCGUGACUGGUUGUAAUCUCCUAUGAUGGACCUUUCCCUUUUUCUGUUUUUCUUGGAUUUUGCAGAGAUCAAGUGGCCCAUAUGUCAAGGCAAUAGAAACAUCCAAUGGUUUCUACUAGGACCUCUCUCGCCGUCUCUCUCUGUCCCGAAGUACAAUAUAUGCGACGCUCACAUGAUCGCAGUAUCUGGUACACCGCUAUCUAUGGCCUGAUCAAGCCUCCCCUUAUUCUUUAUUCAUGGUGUGAAUACCUAAAACCCCAAAUCACAUCAUGAAUUGGACAGGAGGCCGUCUCCGACGCCAUUCCAAUCAAGGGAAUACCCAACUAUCCAACCGGAAGCAAAAGUUCCAGCAAUCAAAGUCGCGGUUCAAAGCCCGAGCGAACCCUCCAGAUCUGUCGCUCUUCACAGCUAACACCCAGCAUAUCCUCCGCCACAAGGAGACACAGAAAGAGCACGAUCGUGUCCCAAUCGCACCUCCAUGCUCCACUGCCCCCUCGCCACUCAAAACAACAACCCCCACUGACCUUCUCAAACAACAGCUACUUCAAAAGUCCGACUGGGCCGCUGUCUCAGCUGCCCGUCCGCUCCAAAUCUCAUUUGCCCCCGCAGAAGAGACAGGACGGUUCGGUAAACGAAGGAGACUGACGGACUCUGACCGGAAGAGACUGCGUUCUCACCAGUCUCGACCCGGAGAGACCCAUGUUGUCUGGAAGAGCCGACAGGAGGAUAACCUAUCAGACGCGGGUACGAUCAACAAAUUGGAUAUCAGAUUCAAUGGACAGCGACCACACGCUGGACGGAUGAGCAGCCAAUUGGCCGAUAAAGGGCUCGCUUCGUCUCAGCCAAUGCUUCUGGACUCUGGGCCGUUGGACACGCCACCCGAGAAUGAUAGGAAUGGGCAACUUUGGGGAGACCGGCCGCUGUCCCCAUUUCCAGGUCGGGAAUCUCUACGCUUUGACUCGCCUAACCUAUACUCCCCCUCGAGUCGCGGUACUAGUCCCCCCAUCGAAGAACAAGUGCUCCCUCCCAGACGACAUUUCACACUCGACGACCAACUCAUCGCCGAACAAGAAGGCAGACUCAACAUCCUCCAUUACUCGCAUCCACCCACAGAGGACCUCCACCAUGUAGACAACUACCACUACUCACCACCACAGGAGACAGAAGCAAACAGACAGGACCAAACCACCGGAGACACCCAGUCCUUCUCGGGCAACCACUGGCUCCCAAACCCACGCUGCACAAUCCAACGAGCGCUGCGUUCUAAGGCCCCACUCUCGACACCAUCAACAACCAGAUCUACUCUAUACGACCCCGCCCUGCAGGCCAACCCAACACCAACAACAACUAACCAGCAGGUCUCGCCCCCCACAAUAUACGGUCAACCGAUUAUUUCCCUCGACCAAGUCACUGCCCGAAACACCUCUCCUCUGCCGUGGAUCCUCAGCUCCCCGAACCUCAGUUCACAUGCCAGACGACAAAAACAACACGACACAGGCAAGGACUACCCCUCCGCCUGUAUUGCUUCCACAGAGUCUAUCCCCAGAGCAAGCAGUCCACAAUCCGUUAAUGAACUGGACUUCUUUUUCUCCCGCGGAGAUAUACUCCCGAACGCACAUCUCCCAAACUCACUACACGUCUUACCCAGGACUACCACUAUCGCCGCCAACAACAGCAACGAUCAUCCUUGGAUGCUCAGCUGGCCUACACGGCGAUGAAAUACUACUCGAUGCACCCCGUUUUUAACCUCUCAAAUAUUGAGAUAAUUGUGUUAGCCAUCUAAGCCAAGGAAGCGGUUCCCUUUUUCUUUCUUCUAUUUUUGUUGUCUUCUGUUCUUUCUUUCUUCAUUCUAAGUUUAAUCUAUCG
Aspergillus candidus is the source of this 2337-nucleotide messenger RNA. RefSeq lists its product as uncharacterized. The coding region runs from base 741 to 2189 and encodes 482 amino acids. The record is from RefSeq and is a predicted model, not a curated record. Lineage: Eukaryota; Fungi; Ascomycota; Eurotiomycetes; Eurotiales; Aspergillaceae. The transcript is spliced from 2 exons.